Molecule: messenger RNA, 2130 nt
Organism: Lithohypha guttulata
Lineage: Eukaryota; Fungi; Ascomycota; Eurotiomycetes; Chaetothyriales; Trichomeriaceae
Exons: 6
Coding region: 1-2130 (709 amino acids)
Biological process (GO): transmembrane transport
Cellular component (GO): membrane
Molecular function (GO): transmembrane transporter activity
Source: RefSeq, a predicted model, not a curated record
AUGGCUGAAGCAGAUGAGCAACGAGAGAGAUCACGCUCGCCAGGUUUCGAGUUCGGUGAAAAUGAUUCUCUGCAAAUCGACAACCCCCUGAUAGCCAAGCCACUUUCUCAGGUAAAGCAAGAAGCUCACGAAUUUGUAAAGCUAGUUUGCGAAAACAACCCAGACGAGCCGCUUUUCAGUAAGGCUGCUGCAGUUGCUCGCGACCCGCCAAAUUUCGAGACUGUCGAUGACCUAAAUCCUGUGGAGAAGGCGGCUUUGAAGCGAGAAAAACAGACCAAGAUCUGGCGACUGCCGAAACCACUACGUGUGACAGUGGUGCUGCUUUGCCUUUCAGCCUUUGUCCAAGGAUGGGCGGAAAGUAUCGCGAAUGUUGCCAACCUCACCUGGCCGGCUUACUUCAAGCUGGAUAUUGAAAAUUCUGCUUCUGAUAGACUCAUCUUCGCAGGAGUCAAUUCUGUAACGUGGUUCGCAGCCGCCAUCUUAGGAUGUGGGCUUGCAGACCCUUUACAAGGAUGGGCACCUUGGCUGGGUAGGAGAGGCAUGAUUGUCUUUGCUACCUGUUUGUGUAUCGUUGGUGCCAUCGGAUCAGCAACAUGCCGCACAUGGCAGAGUUUGAUGGGGUUUCGGGUGAUCUUUGGAGCAGGACUAGGUGCGAAGGCAUGUGUAACGCCACUUUUUGCUGCUGAAAUCUCGCCGAGUCAUCUCAGAGGUGCAAUUGUAAUGAGCUGGCAGCUCUUUGUUGCUUUGGGGAUCGCCUGCGGCUUCGCGUCGUCGCUAAUUGUAUUCGAGGUCGGACCGAAAGAGGACGCAUGGAGAUGGCAGACUGCCUCCAUCAUCUUUCCGCUUAUCUCUCUUCUGACGCUCACGACCACGUGCCCAGAGUCACCACGUUAUCUGCUUAAGCAUGGCAAGUAUCCGGAAGCAUACAAGGCUUUUUGUGAGCUCCAUGAAACACCACUUCAAGCAGCACGAGACAUGAUAUACAUCAAUGCUCAAAUCCAGGUAGAGACAACCUUGUUACCUAAACGAUCGAGCACAGAAGGUAGGCGAAGAUCGUCUCAAGGUGCCGUCCAAUUCGUGCUUCAGGAUCAGAUCCAGCAUCUUAGUUACGGGACUCGACUGGCACAAUCGUUUCUUGACAAACGCACGAGGCGUGCUCAACAAGCGGCGAGCAUAGUUAUGCUGUGCCAGCAACUUUGUGGAGUGAAUGUUGUCAUCUUUUAUUCAAGCAACAUUCUGGCUUUCAAACAACUGAAUCUCGAUGGAAACGUGCCAUAUCUGCUCAAUCUAGGUGUAGGCUUGGCGAAUUUUCUGUUUACAUUCCCGGCAUAUUGGUUCAUCGACUCGAAAGGACGUCGGUUCUUGUUGCUCACGACGUAUCCGUUCAUGGCCUUGACAAUGCUUGCAGCAGCCCUAUCAUGGAGGCAUCCGGACGAGGCGGUUCGAGCUGGGCUUGUGAUAACGUUCAUCUUCUUGUUCGUUAUGGCGUAUUCCAUCGGCCAAGGACCUGUGGCGUUCACGUAUGCUUCUGAGGUCUUCCCCUUAGUCUAUCGAGAAAUUGCUUUCUCGUUCUCAGUCUUUGUGAAUUUAGCAGGUCUGGGUCUGCUCAGUCUAGCGGUCCCGUUCAUUCAAGUCCCUGGCUCGAUCGAGAACACCAGUUAUCCCAACGCGCAGACAAUUCUCCUAGCUGGGUUUGCUGUCCUGAACGUGAUUGCUGGAAUCCUCUGUUUCUUAUUUGUUCCAGAAACUGCGGGAACAGUAAUCAGCCCCAAACAAGGCAAGAUUAAUUCCAUGUCUUUGGAAGAGCUGAAUUACAUCUUCGGUGUGAAGACUCUUCGUCAUGCUCUUUACCAGGUCAAACACAUGGCUCCGUGGAUAUUCCACAAGGGCAUGUAUUAUCUCUUCCAAUCCUUCACGAGACGUGACCUCGAUCCUGGCAACACGGACAUAUUGUGGACAUGGGCUCGAGCUUCCAUGACGAAUGAGAAGGACGAUAGUGAUGGUGAACCAGGAAGUGAAUCGGAAAAGGCUUCUGGACGCGAUGUACAGGUGGAAGAGGCUGCGGGUCAAGUGCAGCAGCGUACGGCUGGGUCAGCAGACGCGACUGAACAAUGCACUUUGGAAAAGUAG